This is a messenger RNA of Gongylonema pulchrum, 142 nucleotides long. The record is from the annotation of a GenBank genome assembly. Lineage: Eukaryota; Metazoa; Nematoda; Chromadorea; Rhabditida; Gongylonematidae.
CGAAUUGAAGUAUGGUUACGAACGUGUAACAUCCGUUGUACUGAACCAAAAGUCAGCGAUACUUAUUAUUUCAGUGGUAAUAUCAAUGGCAUCGUUGUGGACUUCAACACCAAGUAUUGAGUGUUUUUUUUUUUUUUCGUAG